Molecule: messenger RNA, 1188 nt
Organism: Hibiscus syriacus
Lineage: Eukaryota; Viridiplantae; Streptophyta; Magnoliopsida; Malvales; Malvaceae
Product: cholesterol oxidase-like
Exons: 5
Coding region: 1-1188 (395 amino acids)
Molecular function (GO): flavin adenine dinucleotide binding; oxidoreductase activity, acting on CH-OH group of donors
Source: RefSeq, a predicted model, not a curated record
AUGGAGAGACCAAUAGACUCAAAACAAAUUAUGUUCGACACUCGCAGGGAAGAUGGAUACGAUGCUGUUGUCGUGGGGUCGGGAUACGGUGGUUCCGUCGCUGCUUGUCGGUUGUCCGAGGCAGGACUCAAGGUGUGUCUGGUCGAGAAAGGCCGAAAAUGGGAAGCUAAGGAUUUUCCUACAGACAGUUUGCAGAUGAUGUCUGCAACAAGGAUGGAGAAUCACAACUUAGGUGUCAGCUUUGGUCCAAGGGAUGCUUUGUUUCAGGUUUAUGAACAGAAUGAUUCGCUGGCAGCAGUGGCUUGUGGACUUGGUGGUGGUUCACUAGUAAACGCUGGUGUAAUGCUGCCAACUCCGGUUCGUGCUCGAAGAAAUUCGAGAUGGCCGAAGGAAUGGGAAAGGGACUGGGAUAGUUGUCAAACUUCUGCUGCUUCCAUGUUGAGAAUACAAAGUGCUCCCGUCCAGUUCCCUGUUGCUAAAGUUAUGGAAGAAAUCGGUGUAGGAGAUGCUGAAGGAAUCGUUCGAGAUUCAUUGAAGUUCAGCAUGAACUUCAAUCUCGAAGAGUCCCCUUCCAGAUUACUGAAGCAUCAAAAUUUGGAUGCCUGCAUAGCCUGUGGAAAUUGUCUUGCUGGUUGUCCUUAUAAUGCCAAGAAUUCUACUGACAAAAAUUAUCUUGAAUCAGCAACUCAGGCAGGAUGUACUAUCAAGACAGAGUGCGGAGUUCAGUAUGUCGUUAAGAAUCCAUUCAAAUCAGACCGAGACGAUGAAAUCCGUGGACGAAGGUGGUUUGUGUACUUAAAUGAGAUCGAUUACAUAAAAGCUGAUAUCGUGAUCCUGUCUGCGGGAGUUUUCGGCACGACUGCAAUACUUUUCAAAUCACAGAUGAGAGGAUUAAAACUUUCAGAUGCACUUGGUUCCGGAUUCAGUUGUAAUGGUAAUAAUGUUGCUUAUCUUGCUGGAAGCUCAGGACCUUUGAAUGCCUAUGGAUUAGAUAGAAAGCAACUAUCGAAGAUACCUAUUCAGCAAGGCCUGGACCCUCGAUCUCUUCAUCUUACACUUCUUCAUUGGGUUUCACAAUUCAGAGUGCUGUACUUCCUACUGCUUAUCCUUACAUCUUGUUUAAAGGAAUCACAACAUUCGGAUGGCCGACUGGUUACUGGUUCUUUCAUGGCGUUAUCGAUAAGCUGA